AUGAACCAGCUUCUGCUUUCCUUCUUCGCCCUGGUGGUGAUGAUGCUGGCGCUGGCCCAGGCCGGUACUGACAUCCGCCGCAGCUACGACUACGUCAUUGCGGGCGGUGGCGGCGCCGGAGCCGUGCUCGCGGGCAAGCUGGCCAGGUCGGGCGCCCGAGUGCUUCUUCUCGAGGCCGGCGACAACACCCAGUACGAUCCGAACAUCUACAAUCCGCUGGGCACCUUCGGCGGGUUCAACUCCCGCAGCAACAACAUCGGCCUCUCGAGCGACACCACCUACGUGUGGCCCAACCGCGUGGCUGGCGACCCCGGCCGCUACGGCCUGGCCGACGCGCCUAACAGCGGCAAGGGCCUGGGCGGCGGCACCAGCGUCAAUACAAUGAUCCUGGCCCAUGGCGGCCGGUGGAUGUACGACCUGCCGGCCAAC
This is a messenger RNA of Acanthamoeba castellanii str. Neff, 429 nucleotides long. RefSeq lists its product as uncharacterized. NCBI's taxonomy places the organism in Eukaryota, Discosea, Longamoebia, Acanthamoebidae. The record is from RefSeq and is a predicted model, not a curated record. Gene Ontology annotation, molecular function: flavin adenine dinucleotide binding; oxidoreductase activity. The transcript has a single exon. The annotation marks the transcript as partial.